Peromyscus leucopus (white-footed mouse) is the source of this 492-nucleotide messenger RNA. Its product is annotated as inter-alpha-trypsin inhibitor. The transcript is spliced from 3 exons. Gene Ontology annotation, molecular function: serine-type endopeptidase inhibitor activity. Bases 68 to 394 code for a protein of 108 amino acids. Gene Ontology annotation, cellular component: cell surface; plasma membrane. The record is from RefSeq and is a predicted model, not a curated record. NCBI's taxonomy places the organism in Eukaryota, Metazoa, Chordata, Mammalia, Rodentia, Cricetidae.
AGGGCUGCUCCUCUGUUCCUUCCCAGAUUCCUGCCAGCUCAACUACUCAGAAGGCCCCUGCCUAGGGAUGAUAGAGAGAUAUUACUACAAUGGCACGUCCAUGGCCUGUGAGCCCUUCCAAUAUGGGGGCUGCCUGGGCAAUGGCAACAACUUCAUCUCUGAGAAGGAGUGUCUGCAGACGUGCCGGACCGUAGCGGCCUGCAAUCUCCCCAUAGUCCAAGGCCCCUGCCGAGCCUAUAUAGAACUCUGGGCCUUUGAUGCAGCCAAAGGGAAGUGCAUCCAGUUCGUCUACGGGGGAUGCAGCGGCAAUGGUAACAAGUUCUACUCUGAGAAGGAGUGCAAGGAGUACUGUGGAGUUCCUGGUGAUGGGUACAAGGAGCUAAUGCAGAGCUGAAGGAGCCGGUCUGCAAGCCACAUGGUGGCCACUAUCCCUCCCAGUGUGGGCUGGCCCAGGUGGUCUGGACUCCAAUAAAACAAGCUGUCAACUCUGUG